This is a messenger RNA of Camellia sinensis, 2488 nucleotides long. The record is from RefSeq and is a predicted model, not a curated record. Lineage: Eukaryota; Viridiplantae; Streptophyta; Magnoliopsida; Ericales; Theaceae.
GUAGGGAAUUCAAAUCAAUUAAAACAAAAAAAAAAAAUUCGAUUUUGAUUGAACAGAGGUGUGACUUUAGAAAGAGAGAGAAAUCGAGGCUUGGAUCUUCAAGUACGGUGUUAGUGUCUCUGAUCAUGUACAGGACAAGCAGGCGGUGUUGGAUGUGGAUCGUUGGAAACGGUGAGUAGAAGCUCAACGAUGAAGAGAUGUGGAUCUUUUUCUCGGAUCUACUCUCUCUUUGAUCAAAUCUGCUUUCUCUUUCUCUCCGAUCUGCUAAUAUGGUAAUAUCAGAUAUGCUCUGUCUCUCUCUAGUCCAUUAUUUUGCCUUUUUUAGGAAUCUCAUUCUGGCACUCUCCUCACUUCUUGCAACUGCUUGGAAAGAAAAAAUGUGAUUUACACCAAUAUCAACCAACUAUAUGUAGAUGAUCUGGCUUUUGAUUUUGUGAAGCUGUAAGAUAUUAUCUUAAAGUGUUUUGUGGUUUCUAACAUCGGUCAUUCAACUCUUGGUUUAUUUUUUAUUUUUUGUUGAGUUACCUAGAUCAUGGUCCAUCAAAAAAGGGGGGAAAAGACACCCUUUGAUGGCUUGAAGUUUAUUCUAUUUAAUCUUGUUGCUUCUGCAGUCCAUUUAAUAUGCUUUAUGCUUGUCACUAGUAUAUUUCGAUGGAAUUCCUGUUUGGGAGUUUAUAUCAUGUUUUAGUUCAGAAUUCAAAUGUUAUUUUAGAUUUGUGGUUCAUAUCAAAAUGAUAGUUAACAAAAUAUCAAAUUUCAGAAAUAUAUUCGUUGAAAUUUUAUAAAAUACGAAGUAUGAAGAUGGCCAAUCAAAUUAAAAAAAAGGGCCAUAUGUUUGAGGUGUGUUUAUUCUGGACAUCUAUAUUCUUGACAGUAUUCAUGAUUGUUAGAUAUACAAUGUUUGAUUUUUUAUUUUAUUUUAUUUUUUUAUUGAAUAUAAGGUUGAGCAAUGAUAUUCACACUCCACUUGUGAGAGGCUGAAAGACUAAAAUUAGAGUGAAAAGUUUAAAAGAGAGUGGGAAUAUCAUUUCUAUUAACGCUUUACUGAACAGGAUGAACAUGGUUGGUUUUUAUUGUAUUGCGUACUUGCUCAUAUUUUGCUUCAAUGUCUAUUUUUCUUUCAGCUUGAGAUCUUCUGUAAUUUGGCGACGUGGAGAAGAAAAAUAUGUUGUAAAAAUCUUAUCAAGUUACUCUCUUGGUUAUUAAUAUCAUAGUAAAAAAAGAACAAGAGGCUGAUUUCUUUGUUGUUUAUUCUCUCUGUAGCAGUGUGACUACUAGGCUAAUUACCACAUAUGUGGUUGGACUUGGCCUUGGGGAGGUGAUAGUGACUGCUUGGGGAGAACGAGAAGAAAAAGAAGUAGAUUGGACACUUCUUCUUAUUGAAGUGUUACUGAGGUUGAUCCACGAAGCGAUGUCAACAACCAAAUCACUAUGAGUGAUAUCUUAGUAAAGUGAAGAUUUGAAGAUUUGAUCGGUUCAUAAUCUUCUGUUGAUGAAGAUUUGAAGAUUUCAAUCUACUGUUGAUAAAGAUUUCAAUCGAUUCAUAAUCGAGAUUCAUAAUCGAUAAUUUGAUGAGCCAAGAGGUAGUUUUGCAGAUAGAAAAGGAAACUGCAAGCGCUGCAGCAGUUUGUAGCACAGGGAGCUUGUUUCCAGAAUUAGACUCCAUAUCUGUAGCAGCAUCUGUAAUUCAGACGUGCUGUCCUGGAACAAAAGCACUUGAUUUAGAAGAAGAUGAUAAAUUCUAUGAGGACUUCAAUAUGGAUGAAGUUGACUUGAAUAUUGAGAACUAUGAAGAAAUAUUUGGUGUAGCUCUUAAUGAUCCAGAACAACUGUUUGGUAAUGAUGGAAUUGGUAGCUUGUUUGGAGUGAAGGACAUGUCUGGUGCUGAUUUGAACCAUCGAGGCACAUAUGCAGCUGAGGGGUCAUCAAUUGGACUAGUUAAGUCAAUGCAGCCGGCUAUCAACAAUCCGGCAUCUGCUGAUUCCGUGAUAAGCUCUAAAACUGAUCCAAACCUUUGCUUUGCAAUGCAAGCCCAUUCCCGCAUCUCAUUUUUUGGUCUUGGCGUCGAGAGCAGUGCUGCAGAUCAUCAAGACUAGUGCUUCUCCAAUGGUUCUCAUGGGACAGCUGCCUCCAUUGUGUCCUGAAAGUUCAUUCCCUUCAACAAGUAGGAGCAGCGCUGUUAUGCGUUACAUGGAAAAGAAGAAGACAUGCAAGUAAGAGUAGAGUAGUUUUUUUUUUUUUUUACACUUCAUUUAGGUUAAAAAAAGAAAAGAAUAUUGUGUGGACCUAGGAAGCAUGGAUGUGUAUUUAAUUCACUUUCAAUUCUUUUUGAUUGUUUAGUUCUUUGGUUUAAUGGAAAGUAUAUUUUGAGGUUUGUGAUAGUUCCGAGGAAAGAAAAACAAGAAAGUGUAGAAGAAGUGUUAAUGCGUGAAUGUUGAGAUUUUAUUAAGGGAAUAAAUGGAAGAUAAUGCAUGAAUGUUGAGAUUUU